Molecule: messenger RNA, 222 nt
Organism: Iphiclides podalirius (scarce swallowtail)
Lineage: Eukaryota; Metazoa; Arthropoda; Insecta; Lepidoptera; Papilionidae
Source: the annotation of a GenBank genome assembly
AUGGCGCGCGUCCUUGGAGGGAGCGAGACGCGUAACCCGAGCCGCGCGACGUUGCCGCCCCGCGCGGACAGAUGUCCGGCGCGGGCGCAAACCCCUACCAAUGGCUAUCCCUUAAUUAGUCAACAAACGAAGCGACAGUACAAUAGUCCAACUUAUAUUGCUCUCACGCCGGUCUUCCGUAAGAUCAAUAUUCUCAUUGAAAAGAGGCACGCUAUCGAAGCC